Molecule: messenger RNA, 2280 nt
Organism: Hyaloscypha bicolor E
Lineage: Eukaryota; Fungi; Ascomycota; Leotiomycetes; Helotiales; Hyaloscyphaceae
Exons: 2
Coding region: 1-2280 (759 amino acids)
Source: RefSeq, a predicted model, not a curated record
AUGGAUCCUUACGAUGAUGACCGGCGGGUACACCGCCACAGGUCCCAUCGUGAUAGAGAUCGCGGCAGAGAUGAUAGAGACCCUCGGUAUGUCGAACAAACGCAAGAAACCUAUAUUCGAUCCCCCGUCGCAGCCGCGCCUGAACCACCGUAUGCUGGGCGAACUACCGAUAUGAUACGACGGCCUGUUCGCGAAGACAGUGACCUCUCAAUCGAAGAAGUCAGAAGAGAUUUCCCUCCUCCAGCCGGCGCUUACGUUCAACAACGAGCUUUGGUACGAGAGGAUCGGUACGGGCCGCCAGUUCGCUCCCGAUCCGCCGAACGUGGUUCACAAUAUGGAGCAUACCUUGGUGACCCUCGCCGGUCAGAUCGCGACUUGGACGAUCGUCACAGCCGUAAGAGUAUGGUCUACGCAGAACAAGAGAUCAAGCCACGCCGCCGGUCGCUGUCGCGAAACCAGAAGAUCAUCGCUGCGGUUGGUGGAGCAGCCUUGGCCGUUGGGGGCAAAGAGUUCUGGGAUCGUAAACAAGCAGGAGAUGGUCCAGUCUCUCGCAAUGUCAUCCAAACAGCCGCUGUAGGCGCAGCCGGUGCAUUUGCAGCCUACGAAGGUGCCGAACUUUACGCCAAGCAUGCUGGCAAGUCCGAGGAGAAGGUGAAGACAUAUGUUGCUCACCGUGGCCGGAAUGGCGAGGUAGCCGAGUACUACUCCUCGGACGAAGAAACCGUGAAGGGCGACAAAAAGAAGAGUCGUCGUAAGUCUAUUGUCGAGAGCGCUUUGGGUCUCGCAGGCCUAGGCGCUGCUGCGAAAGCCGUUACAGGGAACAAGAGCCACAGCAGGCGCGGGAGUGACGACAGCUUCGAUGAUAGUCGCUCACGACGCUCACGGUCUCGAGGGGGCAGUGGCAAGGCUCCAGAAGGAGCUGCCAAAUAUCAGCAGGCAGCCAAGGCCGCGCUUCUGGCCGGUGCCACUGAAGCUUUCCGUGUCAGGAAUGAACCCGGAGGAUGGGCAGGAGUCAAGGGGAAGCGUAUUCUCACUGCGGCUAUCGGAGCUGGUGGUAUCGAUGCAGCAGCAGACCGUGAUCCCGACAAGAAGAGCAAGCGUCACAUCCUCGAGGCUGUGGUGGGAGGCCUUGCUGGUAACCGCGUGAUCAAUGGACCACGAAGCACUGUGGAAGACGACGGCAAAUCAAGCCGGGGUGGUAGAUCACGAUCAAGAUCCAGAGGCCCAUCAGGGGGUGGUGCAGGAGCUGGUCUCGCAGCGCUUGCUACAGCUGGCUUGGGAGCACUUGCAGGAAAGAAGUUGCUGGACCGCUCUCGCUCUCGAUCCCGCGGCGGUGAUUCCCGACGACGCAGAGACAGCCCGGACUCCUAUGAUAGCAGAAGCCCGUCCCCAAAACGUGGCAAAGACCGCAAACGAAGCAAGAGUGUCACAGACUUCGCCAGAAAGGGUCUUGCUGUUUUUGGAAUUGGUGAGGCGGCUGAAGGUGGAAAAUCACGCGAGAAUGUGAGGGAGGUCGAGGAGACCCAUAUCCGUCGAACUCACCGAGGCGGUGGUAGUAGAAGAGGAUCCGGAUCUGAUGAGGACUACAGGGAUUCCCGACGCUCUCGGGAUGCUGGUGGAUACGCCGAGUCUCGUGGUGACCCUUAUGGGGAUUCACGAUAUGCCGACUCGCACUCAAGCAACGUCGGUUCGAGGAGUGGUGCGGGUGGCCGCUCCGCUCGCCAGAAAGACGGACAGAGGAAUAAGCGUAUUGCAGAGGGGAAACAGGAUGCCUCGGAUUCGGAUAGCAGCUUGGGGUCCUCGUCAGGUGAUGAGAAGCGAAUCAAGAAGAUGAAAGGUAAGCAACUUCUUACAGCUGGUUUGGCUACUGUUGCAACCAUCCAUGCUGCACACAACAUCUAUCAGAGCAUGGAGAAACGCGAUGCGAGACACAAAGCUGUGCAGGAAGGAGAGAUGACCCCGGAGGAAGCACGGAAGCUCAAGGCCAAGGCUACAUUGCAGGACGCCGCAUCUGUUGGAAUUGCAGCACUCGGUAUCAAGGGAGCAAUCUCAGAAAUCAAGGAGGCGAACGAGAUGCGGCACGAGUGUAGAGAGUUCCGAGAGAAGAAAGAGGAGCGUCACAAGAAGCGUCUCGAGCGACAAAGGAAAACUCCUUCAAAGGGGAGCGAAAGUGCACCGUAUGAUGAUGGUUAUGAGCGAGGGCCCCGCUACAUCGACGACAACCCAUACUAUUCAACCUCCGCCCUUCCCGCCCCUCCCGUCGGCUACAAUGGGAGAUAG